Messenger RNA from Suillus paluster, 3014 nucleotides. RefSeq lists its product as uncharacterized. The record is from RefSeq and is a predicted model, not a curated record. Gene Ontology annotation, molecular function: microtubule binding. The coding region runs from base 98 to 2860 and encodes 920 amino acids. Lineage: Eukaryota; Fungi; Basidiomycota; Agaricomycetes; Boletales; Suillaceae. The transcript has 8 exons.
UGGGCUGCGACUUUCUUCAAUCUCUUCCUUCAUAUAGCUUUUCAUCUUUUAUUGCAUUUUUGUCUUUUAUUUCUAUAUAACUUGCGCUGCGUAACUGAUGGCGCGACGUUCAUCAACCACCUUUGAAUUCUCUAUUCCUGGUGACGAGCUUGAACAGUAUCGCAUUCAGCUCGAACAGCAGAUUCAAAACACGGAUUUAUCCCUCCAUCUUUCGUCUUCUCAAGGGGACGACGAAAGCGUCGAAUACCCGAGGCACAAUUCUAACCAUUCCCUAGGCUUUGCAUCAUUCGAACAACCCAGUCAGCACUUUGACUACGAUGCCCCCAGUGGCUUGCAUGCAUGGUCCUUGCAUGAAGACGAGGGCGUUAAUCCUUAUGCCGGUGAGACGGUCUCCACAAUUGGCCACCAUGCUAGCGCUGUCACAAUCGGCGCGGGUCUCGGCGGUCGUGGCCAACGGAGAGAAGUCAGUCUCAGUGGUGCGGAGUACGACCCAGAACGCCCGCUGCAAGACAUGAUUGCUGGUCUGGACAGUCGCAUCAGCAUCUUGGAGCCUCAGUCCAUCUCCAAGUCCAGACAGACGCCCUGCUCUCGUGGGCCCCUCGAUGCAUCAGCCGAGUACGAUCUAUCUCAGGUUUCACACCCUGCGGCACUUGCAGCAAGACUUCGUUCUCCACCUCUUGACCUUGAGUCAGCCGAGUCAGAGGCAGACCACUCGUUGAACAUCUCCCGCCGCAAGCUCUCCGACAACUUGCAGCGUGUUGGUUUCUCUCCCCGACGGCCACGCAAUUUACAAAGUCGUGCCGCGGCGCAACAGAUCCCUAAAUACAUUCCAUCCUAUUCCCGAAAAGCAACAACUCCGAAAGCACGCAAGAUAUCUCAUUCCGUAUCUUUUGACGUGGAUGCGACGCCCCCGCAGGUGAAUAUCCAGCCGCCCACACCAUCCGCAUCUAGCUCCAAGUUUACACGUAUGGCGAGGGGCCUCGCAAAGGAUGUGCAUGAUGCCCAGGCCGAGGACGCUGCACUAUUCCAGAACCAAUCACAGACUACUACUACUACUACCCCUCGUGUGGCGCCUGCGGGUUCUCGUCGCGUCUCGACGAAGCACCACGACGCACUGAAACAACCCCUUCAUGACGUCGCAGAUCACAGUGCCGUUGAUGUUAAUGUAGAGAUCUCCCAAACAAAUCGAUCAUUUAGGAAAGCGAGUAGAGGACGAGUAAAUCUCCCAGACCUAACUGGCCUCACGAGUGCCGUUGUCUCUCCCGCGAAGGCCAACCUUGAACGUUAUGGCAUCAAGACCGCCAGUUCAUCGAAAGAGGUUGAAUCCCGUCUCAUAGCAUCCCUCAAUGCCCUUCAUGCAAAACUAGCUCAUCUCGAAACGGAGAACGGCAUCGCUCGCCGCCGUGUUCGGGAACUCGAACAUGAGCUCCAACAGUGUAAACGUGAUGUUGCUCGUGAACGCUCGAGAAUCAUGGAACAAGAUGCAGGCGAGCCAUCCUGGAAGAGAGGCAAAGAGGAUCAACGAGAGAGAGAGGAAGAGCAGUCAAAGUAUUUCGAGGUUGUGGAAGAAAAGAAAGCGCUCGAGUCCUUGAUAUCUACUCUCCGCUUGCAUCUCACCCGCGUCACUGCAGACUUGACAGUGCAGCAGCAGCUCCUGGAGGACCUUAAGAGGUUCAGGGAGGACGAUGUCAAGAUGCUUGCCCAGAAAACAGAUGAAAUCGGUGCCCUUCGGCUCGAGGUUGAGAGGCUUGCUGGUGAAAUUGAGGUACUCAGGAAUGUGGUAGAAGAGGGCCUUAAUGAGAGAAGAAUGGCGAGGGAGCAGCAAUCACAACUUGUGGAAGAGGAAGACGAGGUUUCUGUGCCGGACCAGUCGAAUCAGGAGCUAAACCAAUCGCAUCAGGACCCGGACCCGGUGAACACACGCGCUAGUUUUCAGUCAACGAGAAGGUUUAUUGACGUGGACGAGCUCACGCGGAUAUCAGAAGAUCUAGAGGAACGAAGAUCUGAACGGUCAUCUUCUUGUGGAAGCCCUUCCGUGUCGUCACGACGUAGCUCGCACUCGCAUCCAGGUGACAUGACUCGGCUCACUGACUCCGACAACGGCAGGCGUCACCCCACUCGAAGGGAGCCUUCGGGCGAUGAUGAAGCUGCCCCUUUGCCGCAUAUAUCGGAAGACCUUGAAGAACAGCAGUCUGAGGGAUCCUCUUGUGGAAGUCCUUCCCUGUCAUCCCGACAUGGCUCGCGUCCAGGUGACAUGACACACGCUCGGCUCACUGAAUCCGAAGAUGGGAGGCGGCCCGCCACUCGGGGGAAGACUGUGAAGGAUGAUGAAGCCGCUCCUUUCCCUCGUAUCCGUUCAGGUCGCCUCGAGAACUUAUUCUUCUCCGCGCCGAAACACAACUCUGGGACAUGCACUCGGUGUAAUCACCGUUCAGCACGUACUACGAGCCAUGCAAACCCCAAGAACAGACGCCAAAGUCAGGGAUGCGCCCAGGGCUCCGACGAACAAGUCAAAGACGAUCCUCUUCAGCACCGAGCCAAUGCCUUUGAAGCCGAAGGGAUUGAUUCCUACGAAGCCAUCUUCCAGGGCGACAGAUUACCACCACAGACUGUGCUCGCCAGAGUAUUGCGAGAACUCGAAGAGGAAUUCACACAUCACAAAGGGAUCUAUAGCGAGCUAGCUGACGAGUACAAGGCCAUGGACUCGAUGGCACAAGCAGCGAGGCGGCGCAUUGUCGCCGAUCAUCUUCGAGACAUUAUUGAUCUGAUCGAGCGCAAGGGCGAUCAAAUUCAGUCACUAUAUGAUCUUUUGAAAUUCGAAGAUAAACCAUCUUCACUAAAUCGGCAACGAACAUCUUGACAAUUCCGUCGGCAACUUCUGGGUAGAUUGAAAUUAAGUGUCGGGCAGCGUCUGUUUUAUUGUACACACAAUUGUAGCUUUCCGAUCCAAUUGCAUUAAUAUGUGUUGCCUACGGUGACUUGUGCGGCGUUCACAUAGCCCAAAAGAAUAACAC